AUGCCCCUCCCAACAACGGCCCUCGCCCUCUCCAGCCUCCUCAUGACCCCCAAGCCCCCGGUGCCGCCAUACAACAGGCCGGUCGCCGCCGGCGAGCUGGGCAUGACGGUCGAGGUCGAGAUCAUACAGGUGCGCGACCCCGCCAGCGGCCGGGCGCUCCGCACCGGCCGGGCGUAUCCGUACUACCCGGUGCUGGAGCGGCGGGUGGAGGUUGUGGGUGGUGGUGGUGGUGGGGCGGCGGCGGGUACCGGUGGAAGUGGAAGUGAGGGUAGUAGUGGUGACGACGGCGGCUGGGCGGUGUCGACGAGCUGGCCGUCGUCGAGUGCGGCGAGCGUGUCGGGCAGCAGCUCGGUGGCUGGGUCAAGGUCGGGGUCGCGGUCGAGGUCGCGGUCGCGGUCGCGGUCGGGUGGUGAGUCUUCGGGCUCUAACGACAGCAAGUCAGAGCUGCGGCGGAUGAAGAGCGCGCGGGGUGGGAAGCAGGUUGCGGGGAAGGAGGAGGAGGAGUUUGAGCGGCUUGGCGAUGAUGACGGGAGCAGCGUUUCGGCGCCGAGUCUGUCGUCGUCGGUCUCGUCGUCGAGGAGUAGCUGGUCUUUCGUUAGUGCCGGCGCCGGUGUCAAUCGUGCCGCCGGCUCUGCUGCGCGGAGGAACGGUAAGUUCACGUCUCGGCCGCGUGAGAGGCCGAGUUACAUGUCCCGAGCACUAGGCUCGGAUGAGGCUUCCGGAAGGCAGGGCAAAGCGUAA
Molecule: messenger RNA, 741 nt
Organism: Thermothielavioides terrestris NRRL 8126
Lineage: Eukaryota; Fungi; Ascomycota; Sordariomycetes; Sordariales; Chaetomiaceae
Exons: 1
Coding region: 1-741 (246 amino acids)
Source: RefSeq, a predicted model, not a curated record